Messenger RNA from Guillardia theta CCMP2712, 918 nucleotides. RefSeq lists its product as hypothetical. NCBI's taxonomy places the organism in Eukaryota, Cryptophyceae, Pyrenomonadales, Geminigeraceae. Gene Ontology annotation, molecular function: protein binding. The transcript is spliced from 11 exons. The record is from RefSeq and is a predicted model, not a curated record. Bases 1 to 918 code for a protein of 305 amino acids.
AUGCUCAGGGCGGCAGCGGCCAUGAAAGAAGCGGAGGAAGCGGCAGAGAGAAUGGAGGAGGAUAGCGACAUGUUCUCGAGCAUGGAGUUCGCACUGUUCGGAGACGAUCGCUCUGAAGGAUCUUUCGAGCCAAAUAUGCCGAAGACGACGUUGGGGAUGGUUGUCACUGACACGGAGAUAGAGAGCAUCAUCCCUGGUGGGCCGGCGUUUCUCGCUCGACUGCAGAGUUCAGACAAGAUCGUUGAGAUCAAUCAUCAAAGUGUGCACUCAUACAACGAUGUCCAACGACAUCUGUGUAGCUCAGACGUUCCUGGAGAGAAAGUCAAGCUCCUGAUAGAACGGAGAAACCAUGAUCACAGCGCUUCGAGCUUUGAAGCAGAACUAGUCAGAUUCCCUGUCGCCAAGAUGAGGCGUGUGUCGAAGAUCUUCAGGAUAUUGACAAUCAUAGCGGAUAAAGAGAAGACAAACAUGGAAGACUUGACUGAGGUGAUGAGAGGGGUAGAAGAGAUCUUACUACGAGACUACAGCAUCAUCGCUCAGUUUCAUCUCACUCGACAGAACAUCAGAUCUUUGAAAGAGAAGAUUUCAAUUGCUCGCAAAUGCCUGUUGGAGGAGACGGACUGCAAUCUGAAGGAACUCUCUAGCUUUAAUCUCCGUGACACAAACACGCGAUUAGAAAGAAUUGAAGCUGAUGAAGAGGCGCUUGACGAAAUCUCACUCUACUUCACUUCAAUCAUGGCAAAGAACAACAUGUCACAAAGGGAGGAAUUAAGCAAUCUGCUGGAUGUCGCAACGCAAGCACAUCACAUGUUUGAUCUCAAGACCAUGAUCCUUCGAGAUGAAAUCAAAAAAAUUGAGACAACCCGACAAAUCGAGCAAGAGCAAGAGAAGAAUCAAAACUGUCUCUUACUGCCAUAA